AUGUCUUCCAGAGCGUUUGGGGAGAGUUUCUCAAAGGAAACAUGGGCCUUGUACGGUGUCGGCGUCUUGGGGGCUGCCCUGCGAUUUGUCGCUCGUAUUCGACGUCUCGGAAUCCGCAACCUUCAAGUCGACGACUAUCUCAUGGUAUUUGCAGUAAUCUGGUACACCAUCUUGUGUGUUGCGCUUAAUGAAGUCGCAAACGGAGGAGGGUCCAAUUUGAUGACGGACGAGGAUAUCGCAAACUUGACACCAAGCUCUUAUGCGGAAAGGGUUCGAGGGAGCAAAUGGGUGUUUGUCUCUGAACACGCUUUUAUCCUCUGUGUCUGGAGCUGUAAGGCUUGCAUGCUAGUCAUAUACGCUCGUCUUACGGACGGACUGUCCCAGAAACGACUCAUACACUAUUGCGCUGGUUACGUCGCAGUCGGUUUUGUUGCUGUUGAAUUGUGCCUGUUUCUAAGUUGUAUUCCGCUUCAGAAUUACUGGGCAGUUCCUACACCAAACCCACAAUGCUCGAGUUAUCAGCACUACGAAAUCGUCCAAGCAUGCUUCUCAAUCACCGCCGACAUCUUCAUGCUUUUAGUUGCAAUUCCACUACUGGUCAAGAUUCAAUUACCGCUGAGACAAAAGCUGAUUCUGCUCCUCCUUUUCGGCAUGGGUGUCUUCGUUAUUGUGGCUGCUAUCCUGACCAAGAUUUACUGCUUGGUACCGAGUCUGAUAUCCUAUGUUUACAUGAAUUGGUACUUCCGCGAAGCCUCAGUCGGAAUGCUCGUCACCAACCUACCGCUCAUUUGGUCCUUGUUGCGUGACAUAUUCCCAAAUAUACUGAACAGUUGGACAGGUGGCUCGAGGAAGGGAGCAGAUCGAUACUAUCCAUCUAUGCCUUUCAGUUCUGGAACCAAAUCCAGAGGAACCCGUACUUAUGGCAUGAACAGCCAGAUACAAGCAACUCCACACUACGAUAUGAACGAGUUUGCACCAAAGUCGCAGAAGAAUGCCAGCGGCUUGAGUAUUACGCAGGCAGACUCGGACAGUGCAGAUUUGAACAGCGACGACGGUUCGGAUCGCGCCUUGCGAAUUCGGCAGGACAUUACAGUGACUAUUGAGGCUGAAGACCGACAAGAGCCGGUCGGGACCGUUAUUUCACAGCCUCAUGGCUGGGAGGUUAAAGGUUCCGAGCCACCAACAGCUUGA
This is a messenger RNA of Talaromyces amestolkiae, 1191 nucleotides long. RefSeq lists its product as uncharacterized. The transcript is spliced from 4 exons. Lineage: Eukaryota; Fungi; Ascomycota; Eurotiomycetes; Eurotiales; Trichocomaceae. The record is from RefSeq and is a predicted model, not a curated record. Bases 1 to 1191 code for a protein of 396 amino acids.